Molecule: messenger RNA, 3336 nt
Organism: Symbiodinium sp. CCMP2456
Lineage: Eukaryota; Dinophyceae; Suessiales; Symbiodiniaceae
Source: the annotation of a GenBank genome assembly
AUGGCAGAACAGAGCGCGGAGAAGAAGCUUCGCCAGGAGGUUCGGGUGGAGAGGGGCAAGAUCGAAGCUUGCUCCCACCGCGUGGCCAAUGAGCGGCUGCAGGAGGCUGAGGAAGCCGUUGAUGUAAUGUGCAUGAGAAUCCAGGAGCUCAAGUCCGAUGCCACUGAACGGCAGGCGCGGAUGAGUCGGGAGCACACCAGCGAGGCCGACAGCCUCCAGAACGAUCCGAAAGUGUGUCAGCACUGGAGCGCGCCUGCGAGGAUGAGUUCUGCUGAAUGGAAUGUGUUCGAUGUCCGACUGGAGAGCACACAUGCUGUUUGCAUCCUGGCUGCAUUCCUCGACUGUGCCGUGACGCAGGAGAUGAAGGCAGAGGUAGCAAGCGCACGGGUGCCAAGCACCUUCAGCAUAUUCAGCGAACUGCCUCUGAUGCGAAAGGCUGUGGAGGAAGCGGAAGCAGCCAAGCGGGAGGCGAGGAUGCAGAUGUCGUCUGUUAGCCGGAUACCCAUCACGGUAAAGCAACACUUUGGCGAGCGUGCACUCUGCACUCAUUCAUCCAUGGUCAUGCAAAUCAGCAAGAUGCUUUCCCUCACAAUGCUUCUGGGAUGCUUCGGUGCUGUCCAGGCCGAGAGCCAAGUGGGCCAAGACCCGAGGAUGAUGCGAUAUGAAGCCCGCGUCGAUGCAAAUGGGGAAGCCCAAGACUUUGUACCUGUUCCAGACCAUUCCGCCCAUCAUCGGGUGCGGAAUCAAGCCGCCCUGCUUGCAGGUGACCAGACACCUCCAGCACCGGCCGCACCAGCAACCACCACACUGUUCCCGCAGAAUCCCAAAGGACCCCUUGCCAUCGACGACAAUGCAUGGACGCUGCUCUUCAAAGCGAAGCUUGGCGCGCUGUUCCCCGUGCUCAUCCUCUUUAUGCUGACCUUCUGUUUGCUCGCCCUGUCCAGCUGCAUGUUUUUCAAAGCCAAGAAAGCCGAGGGAGAUGAAGCAGAAGAGCUGAAAGCACAGGCAUGUGGACCAGAGGGAUUGGAAGAAGACCUCUAUGGACUGGCGAUUGCAUCCAUUGUGCGAGACACCCGAUCCUUCUGCAGGGGAUACUCCUCGGCUGGCUUGAUGAUUGCUCGGAUGGGAGUGUCGGUCAUGAUCUUGGUGCUGGUCCUGAUCUUGCAGAUCUACCUCAUGGCGGAGCUGAAGGCCUUGGUGACAUCGGUGGCCGUGAAUCAGAUCCGCAGCGUCUACGAUCGCUACGAGAUCAUCAUGUACGGAAACGACACAGCCCGCAUGGCGCGCACCGCGAAUGGCUUUCACCGUGGAAGGGAGCCGUACUUCGAUCCGCAGAACUUUGAAAAAUUGGAUGAGGAGGACAAGGAGCAAGUGUGCCAGAUCCCACUGUCGCAGCCGACCUUCUUCAUGACUCUACUGACGAUCUGGACUUUCACUGUUGUGGCCGAUAUCCGCAAAGCAAUCGAUACGUGGGUGCGGAUUGUCCGUAUCACACCGACUAUCGACUCCAUGAAGGACUCCAUGGAGCAAGCCGAGGGUUCCGAUGAGGAGUUUGUCAUCAUCGGCUUGACGGCUCCUGUCAAGAUCACCCUGUCGAUUGUUCUCUUCCUUCCGCGCCUCGUGGUGGAUAUCUACCUGCUGUGGUUGGGUUGCCGCUGGCUAACUGCGACGCCGAGCUUUGAAGACGUCAUUCUCAAUGCUGUUGCCUUGGAGUUCAUCCUUGUGUUGAACAACGUCAUUUUCAGCACGGUGGUGCCUUUGCAGAGUGUCGUGGUAACCCUUCAAUCGACAGCUUCACGGGAACUCCACGCAAGCAUCAAUGGGCACAUUGGUGUUGCGGCUGUUUGUGGUUCAAAGCAAGUGCAGAGUGGGUGGGGUCCGUUUGCUUCCUUCCGAGCUGCUGAGACAGAAGUCUAUUUCCUGAAGCCGAUGGCACCCGGCGCGCAGACUGAGAUCGUGGAUGUCGUGGCCGCAAAGCAGGAAGGCCCUCAGCCGGACUUGGCUGAAGGUCAAGGCACAGCACCGAAGGAUGGUAUCGACCUGGAGAUGUCCCGCAGCGAGGCAACAGAGGAUCUGGGAAAGCCAGCAGAGCAGCCCCCUGUCCGGCUGAUGUGCCUGGUCAUGCUGAGCAUGUUCCAGGGCUACGCCUCCAUGGUGGGCCCGCUGCAGUCGGCCUACAAGCACAAACUGGGAAUCAGUACGGAUGGAACCGCAGCAGCGCAUGCUUUCACCCAGGCAGCUGUAGGCGUCCACUAUGGCAAGUUGAUCGCUCGCUUGGGUCACAACGUCAUUUUUGCAUGCCUCAGCCCGUGGACUCGGGUGGUGAUUGCGAUGUGCUUCAUGUUUCUGGGAGUGACAAUCCCGACUUUCCUAGUCUUCACAUUGGGCUGGGACUGGGUAGGUUCCGUGUUCAUUGCUUACAUGCUCUCCGGCCUAGGGCUCGGAAUUUUUGAGGUGACCUUCCUUAGUGUCAUCACGCCUUUGGGAAGGGCCACAAAGGCAUGGGCCAUUGUAGGCUGCCCGAUGGGUUUCGCAACCAUCAAUAUCCUCGGCCUUACGGCAAGCUCCUUCGGGGUUGAAAUGGUGUACAUCUUCUACUACAUCCUGGCCUGCCUGCCGAUUGGCAUGGCCCUCUUCUGCCGCCUGGCACCUCGUGGCAGCACCGAGCUUAAGACGGCCAACUUCAGCGCAUCCCUGUUGCAGGCCAGGCGAUGGAUGCCAGGCAUGAUUCCUUUCUUUGCGGCGCAGUUCCUGAGCCACUUCGCCAUGGAGAAUUGGCCAGCCAUCUUCUACAUGUUCCAUCCUCCCAUGGUGCCUCUCUUUGAUCCUCAUAGUGAGCAGCACCUCAUGAAAUGGGGCCAGUUCUUCGCUGUCACUUAUGUUUUCAUCUUCCUGGGUGAUUCCAUUAGCCGCCGCAUCGCCAUCUACAUGUCCACUCCCAGCCUGCGCCGGCGCCUGGCGUACUUGGGAGUGGCGAUGGCCUUGAUCGGCAUAGGUUUGUACCUGGAGUCCCUCGCAAUUGCCAUUGUCAUCCCCGUGGCGAUCUUCCUUGUGUUCUGGGGAAAUGGUACCAUCUAUGGUCUGACAGCCAACCACGUGGACAAGCACAUUCCAAGUGAGCACAACUUGGCGUCAUACUCUUUCUGGUGCUUCGUCGGUGACUUGGGCGCUAUUCUGGGAGGAAUUCUGGUGGACAACACACAUGAGGUGCAACCGACGGCCAAGAGCGUGCUGGCAGCUUUCGCAUGGGGAAUUGGAUCUAUGAUUUGGGUCCUGCUGUACAUGUACUUGCUGCAGGCCGUCUUGCCCCAGUAUCGUUGGGAUGCCCGGCGCUGA